Messenger RNA from Stylophora pistillata, 890 nucleotides. Its product is annotated as transmembrane protein 254. NCBI's taxonomy places the organism in Eukaryota, Metazoa, Cnidaria, Anthozoa, Scleractinia, Pocilloporidae. The record is from RefSeq and is a predicted model, not a curated record.
UGCGUUCCAAGAUGGCCCCUCCGCGUGUAACAACGAGGAAGGAUAACUCGAAAGAUAAUCCAGCGUUAUAUGAAGGGGAUUUCUUUCAGUUAUCUUCUUUGCCAAUAAGCAUCAUAAUAAUAUUUCUCAUGAUCUUUUACUGGUUUGUUUGCUACAACGUAGAUGUUGUGCCUCUGCAUGCCAUGGGUCCAGCUGGAACUUUUGUUUCGUAUUUGGCAAAACAUCAUUUAAAAUUUUUGAGGCUUGGUUUUAGAUUUGCAGUUAUUGCCCAUUUGUUAGAAGCUGGAUUUGCCUACAGGAUUUGUAGGAGGAUGCUGUUUUCGCGUGUCACAAGUUUCAAGUGGAUGGUUCAAACUGCUCUGGUUGGGUUUCCUUCCCUUGGUUUGUUACUAAGGCAUCGCAAGCAGAGAGAACUAGCAAACAAAAAAACCAAUUAAAUAUCACCCACAGUCGAGAUCAUGGUAUUAAAUCGUGUGAAUAGGGCUUCCUUUACUCCCGGAGUUUUUUUUUUUUGUUCUCCUUUCAAAAUUGAUUGAGAGGGUGAUGCGAAAAUUACUGAUCACAGGUGUUGAUGGAUACACGUUUUUACUAGAGCCCUGCAAUUGGCCAUUAUAACAUAGUGAACAUCGUAUGAAUGAUCAAGUUAGUUUCUAAGCGAAUGCUUCAUCAGUUUAUGGAGCCCGCACGUAACUAGUUACGUCAUAAAAGCAAGAGAACGCAGUUUUUUUAUUAAAACAAAUGAAUAGUUUGUUUCAUCUGUAAACUUUAUCAAGGCGAUCCACUUUAAACCUCUAAUAGCAGUGUUUCGCUUUUCAAACCGAUCGAUUAAAUAGUAAUUUAGAUUCCGCUCUCAGGUGUAUUUUUGUAAUAAAAUCACUCGCAAAGGAUAA